This is a messenger RNA of Aspergillus fijiensis CBS 313.89, 273 nucleotides long. RefSeq lists its product as uncharacterized. The annotation marks the transcript as partial. The transcript has a single exon. The record is from RefSeq and is a predicted model, not a curated record. NCBI's taxonomy places the organism in Eukaryota, Fungi, Ascomycota, Eurotiomycetes, Eurotiales, Aspergillaceae.
AUGAAACUCCUACUCCUCCCCCUCCUCGCCCUCCAAGCGACCGCCUGGUCGCUGACCAUCUACUUCACCGACGGCGGCCACAUCACCAGCACCGGCCGCCUCAAUUCGGGCUGCAAGGCCUACGACCUCCCCGUCCACAACCGCCAGGUCAACCGCGCCUCCUUCAGCGAGAGCACCUUCGCCGACACCUUCGAGCUGUUCAGCGACAAGGACUGCCGGAACCGCGUGUUUCGGGAGGGGAAGGGCAGUCAUCGCGUGCAGCCGCCGCGGCGG